AUGGCAAACGCCACCAAGCCCAUCCUUCCAGUGGAAGGCAAGCGCAACGUCUUGAUCACCAGCGCGCUGCCCUAUUCCAACAACCUGCCACAUUUGGGAAACGUCAUUGGCAGUGUUCUGUCGGCCGAUCUGUACGCACGUUACUGCAGAGCCAGAGGCUACCAGACUCUGUACGUUUGCGGCACCGAUCAAUACGGUACCGCUACCGAAACCAAGGCCCUUGAAGAAGGCACCGACCCCGCCACUCUUUGCGCCAAGUACCACGCCCUCCACAAGUCCAUCUACGACUGGUUCCGCAUCGAUUUUGAUAUCUUUGACAAGACACCCACCGAGCACCAGACCGACAUCGUACAAGACAUCUUUUCGAAGCUUUGGAAGAACGGCUACAUUUACGAAGACGAGACUAUUCAGCCGUUCUGUCCCGUUGAGACCCACAGCACUUUCCUCGCUGAUCGGUUCGUCGAGGGUGAGUGCUCCAUCUGUGGCGACAAGGGUGCCCGGGGUGACCAGUGCGACGCCUGUGGUUCCAUUCUUGAUCCUCUUAAGCCCGAGGAGACUGGCACUCCCGCCGAGGGAGAGGCGGCCAACGAAGUCAAGGCUACCGGCUGGCUUAUCAACCCUCGCUGCAAGGUCGACGGCGCAACUCCCGUAGCUCGCAAGACGAAGCACCUUUACCUGAAGCUCGAUGACCUCGCCGAACAGCUGAAAGCUUGGUAUAAAACCACUGCGGACAAUGGCUGGAGCACGAAUGCCAAAGCUAUCACCCAAUCGUGGAUCGACAAGGGUCUCAAGCCUCGUGCCAUUUCUCGUGAUCUCAAGUGGGGUGUCCCAAUUCCCGACGUCGAGGGCUUGAACGUUGAAGACUAUGCUCGCAAGGUUUUCUACGUCUGGUUCGAUGCCUGUAUUGGCUACAUUUCCAUCACCAAGACUUAUACUGAUGGUGAUAACCGCGAGGGCAAGAACUGGGAGAAGUGGUGGAAGAACCCCAAGAAUGUAGAGCUUAUGCAGUUCCAGGGCAAGGACAACGUCGGUUUCCAUAGCAUUGUCUUCCCCUCCUCACUUCUUGGUACCAAAGAGAACUGGACCAAGGUGAACAGAAUUUCUGCUACCGAGUACCUCAACUAUGAGAAUGGAAAGUUCUCCAAGUCUCGUGGCAUUGGUGUCUUUGGCAACAACGCCAAGGAUACUGGCAUUGACCCCGACAUUUGGCGUUUCUAUCUGCUUUCUCGCCGUCCCGAACUUGCCGACUCCGAGUUCAAAUGGGAGGAGUUUAUCGACGUCAACAAUAACGAGCUCCUCAAGAACGUUGGCAACUUUAUUCAGCGUACUCUCAAGUUCUGUGUGGCCAAGAUGGACAGCACUGUUCCCGCGGCUACCGUCAGCAAUGAACUCAUCGACUCUCACAGGGCAGCAGUCAACCAGAUCCUUGCCACCUACAUUAGCCACCAGGAGGCCAACAAGAUGCGCAGCGGUAUUCUCGAUAUCCUCGCCUUUUCUGCUCUCGGAAACAAAUUCCUUCAGGACAAUGGCUUGAACAACAAACUCCUAGCUGAGGAGCCGGAGCUUUGCAACACAGUUAUCAAUAUUGCCAUCAACCACGUCCACCUCUUGGCUGGCCUCCUGUACCCGUACAUGCCCACCACAGCAGAGUCGAUCUUCAAGCAGCUGGGUCAGGAACCUGAUCCGGUCAUUCCCGACACUUUUGGCUUUGCUGCCGUUUCCGCUGGCCACAAGAUCGGGACCCCCGAGCCUCUGUUCUCCGUCAUCCCUGCUGCCAAGCUUGAUGAGUGGCGUGAUGCCUACGGUGGUGCAGAGCUGAAGAAGCAGAAGGCUAUCGAGGCCGAGAAGGCCGCCGCAAAGAAGGCUAAGAAGCUUGCUGAUAAAGAAAAGAAGAAGGCCAAGAAGGCUGAGGCCGCCGAGACGAAGUCUGCUGAGACUGCGACUGCUGCGGAUGUAUCCAAGCUGUCUUUGGAUGAAAAGAAAUAG
Akanthomyces muscarius is the source of this 1986-nucleotide messenger RNA. RefSeq lists its product as uncharacterized. Gene Ontology annotation, cellular component: aminoacyl-tRNA synthetase multienzyme complex; cytosol. Gene Ontology annotation, molecular function: ATP binding; methionine-tRNA ligase activity. Lineage: Eukaryota; Fungi; Ascomycota; Sordariomycetes; Hypocreales; Cordycipitaceae. The record is from RefSeq and is a predicted model, not a curated record. The transcript is spliced from 2 exons. Bases 1 to 1986 code for a protein of 661 amino acids. Gene Ontology annotation, biological process: methionyl-tRNA aminoacylation.